AUGACCACGCCCACAGACGUCACACGGACUUUCGGCGACUGCAUCGAGAUCUUGUGGUGGGGAUGGAAUGCUACCGUUUAUCAAAAUGCCUCCGGCAUGCUUCUAGGUCGAGGAGUGCCAAACCCUCUUGUUCAUGAAGAGGGGGGACGAGACCAAGUAGACGCUGCCAGGCCUAUCAAAAUCCUUGGCUUUAGACACCCUCAAGCUUUCCUCAACGCCGAUGGCUAUGUUGUAGCAAUGGAAAAUGGAACGACGUCAAUACGUUCUUGGGACGAUGUUGUCGUCACAGAGCUGGGAGCGUGCUAUGCGUACCAGAAGGGAUUAGGCGUGUUCUACUUUGACACUCUCAAUCACUUGCUACUCGACCAAAAUCCUUUCGGACCGUUCAAACACCCGUUAAUUCGUCAAGAUACACCUCUAAAGCUCUAUGCGGCAGAAUCUACCGUCUAUUUCCUUACGCAACAUGGAACUUGUCAUGUUCUCGAGGCAGUCGACGCUCGUGCAUUGCCGCCAGCUUUAAAAAGCACAUGCCCGGAUCCAGUUCAGAUUCAGUUGGUAGAAGAGUUAGAAGGGCUAGGGGUGACUCACAUUGUACCGGGCUCUUCCAACCGCUUCGCGGCUCUGACUGAGGCAGGGGAUGCCUACAUUCUUGCACCCAAAAUGAAUCUGGAACUUCUAGACGUGGGAGAUGAUGUGCGGCUUGUGGGUGUAGGGUCCGACUUUGAUGUUGUCGUGACAAAAGACAAGAUAUUUGUGCGAGGCUCAAGUGAGUGA
Molecule: messenger RNA, 774 nt
Organism: Cryptococcus wingfieldii CBS 7118
Lineage: Eukaryota; Fungi; Basidiomycota; Tremellomycetes; Tremellales; Cryptococcaceae
Exons: 3
Coding region: 1-774 (257 amino acids)
Source: RefSeq, a predicted model, not a curated record